Molecule: messenger RNA, 1509 nt
Organism: Branchiostoma floridae (Florida lancelet)
Lineage: Eukaryota; Metazoa; Chordata; Leptocardii; Amphioxiformes; Branchiostomatidae
Exons: 5
Coding region: 1-1509 (502 amino acids)
Molecular function (GO): carbohydrate binding
Source: RefSeq, a predicted model, not a curated record
AUGUGCUUUCUCCUUGCGCAAAUAUAUAAACAAAUCUCAGUUUCAGCUACUACAGCCGUCCCUGCAGCUACGACUGAUGCGGUAGGUUUGUGGCCCUUGAACGCACGGUUUGGAGCAUCAGACAUCACCGGUAACGGAAACGACGGGACAUCAACGGGGACCCAGUUAGCCGCAGGUCCGUAUGGCGAAGCCGACGGAGCUUUCCUGUUUUCUGGAACUGCAAAUUCCUACAUCGACAUUCCCAACAACGGCAAAUUGGACGUGCGCUACUCCUUCACCAUACUGGCACACGUCUAUCCUACAGGAGAGGAUGGACCGAUCUUCGACUACGUCGGGACCAACCCCAAUAUCUGGCAUUGGGCAUUGCACUUUUGGCAGUUGCAACCACAUGACCUUCAGCUGCGGCCGAUAGGCAGAGAUGGACAUUUUUCAUCUGAUGUAGUUGCAAGAGUGCUGCAACUGGACGCCUGGAACUACGUUGGUGGAACCUACGACAGCACAACAGGAGUGGCCUCCCUCUGGAGCAACGGGGAACUGGCACGUGAACAAUACAUCGGGGUUACCGAAGUUGCAAGUCAGCAUCCUGUCCGGGUGGCGGUGAGGGCCCAGGACGAAGAUGAUCCUCGGUACUUCGCGGGGCGUAUCGCCUGCCUGCAACUGUACAACUACGCCAUGACUCAAGAACAGAUUGUCGCAGCGCGCGAUGCUUGUAAAGAAUCGGUGUUUCCGACAGUCCCUGGUCAGUUGCUGACAACAACGAGCUCAAGCGAUAUACAAACAGCCUACACCUGUGAGUGGGGCACCUUGCAUCUGUCGUGCGCGGAGGGUAAGACGCUCCUGAUCAUGGACGCCACCUUCGGCCGGGCGUCGCCCGAUCGGUACCCCGCCUGUGGAUGUUCCGUCUGUACCACCGACUGCCGGGCAGCCAGCAGCCUGUCAGUGGUGAGGGGAGCCUGCCAGGGCCAACAGCAGUGCGCCGUGCGGGCCGAUUACUUCGCUUUCGGCGGAGACCCCUGCUCGGGUGUGCAGAAGUACCUGGAUACGUCAUACCGCUGUAUCACAGGUGUGUGGAUGGUAAGGGAUCCGUCAUGGGUUGUGGACUCCACCGGCACACCGUGGGCCCCAGGCAACGGAGUGACGUAUGAUGCCGCAAAGGCAUUGGAUGGGGACACUGAGACCUUCUGGAACCCCCAAGGUGUCUGGGCCAACUGGUAUAUAGUGCUGGACCUCACAGCGUCACAUACUAUUACUCGUGUCGCUGUAAACAACUACGGCGACACAAUCCAUGACAUCGCAGACUUUACGAUGCAAAAUUCACAGGUUGAGAGUCCGUACAACUGGGAGGACGUCGUGACUGUUACUACCGUGCAGGGAGGGACGAGCCAGCGGCAGGAGUUCGGCGGGUUCCAGGGAACAGCUCGGUAUUGGAGGUUCCUAGUUACUGAGACCCACUCGGGCUGGCAGCCAUGGCUCAAAGAGCUAGACCUCUACGGACUAUUACCAGGGUAG